UUUCUCUGUACAUCUGGUUGUUAGUUGUGUAGAUAUGUUCAGGUUAGUUGUGUAGAUAUGUUCAGAUCAAGCAGUGUUGUUGUAGAUGCUCUUGCUGGGUUUCUCCCUAGGCCGCUGCCUUCCAAUGUCGUGCGGCCAGACAGCACCCCGCUGCUGGCUCUUCAUCUCUUCGCCGGCGGUGCAACUCCCGCCGCCGUCGGGACACCCGCGCUGCCGCCUCCCCGUUAGGGCCACACGCGCUUCGACCUCCUCCCGCCUCCCAGCCGGUGGCGGCAGCGCGCGCCAGCAGACCCGGCCGCGCCUCGUAGCAGCACACACGAUACCUCCGCCGCCGCCCCCUACCGCCAGGACCGUCCGGAGGGACGCCGCGACGGGGCUCGCUUUCCUCCUCUUCGUGCUCGGCCUGGUGAUCAGCUCAGCUCUAUCACUAGUUAUCGUCUCAUUUCCAGCAUGGAGAGCUCUGCAGCAGAUGGAAAUCGCAGCUCGUAAAUUGUCAAAAUUAGCAGCACAAGAGGUACCCGGAACUAUAUCGUCACUAAAGCUGUCAUUCAUGGAGAUCAACGAUCUAACCAGCCAACUAAAGAAAAUUAGGCACAUUUUCACAACAAAUAGAUCUGGGAAGGAUAGAUGACUAAUGUGGCAGCAUGAUCACGGACUGAAUUCUUUAAUCUGUAGUGAUGUCUUAGUUCUUACUACUUUGUUAGAUUAUUACUUGUACUUCACCAUGCCCGGCAAGUGUUCAGUGAAAUGACCGUGCUAAA
Messenger RNA from Triticum aestivum (bread wheat), 761 nucleotides. RefSeq lists its product as uncharacterized. NCBI's taxonomy places the organism in Eukaryota, Viridiplantae, Streptophyta, Magnoliopsida, Poales, Poaceae. The record is from RefSeq and is a predicted model, not a curated record. The transcript is spliced from 4 exons. The coding region runs from base 86 to 631 and encodes 181 amino acids.